Calliphora vicina (urban bluebottle blowfly) is the source of this 2239-nucleotide messenger RNA. RefSeq names its product pyruvate dehydrogenase [acetyl-transferring]-phosphatase 1-like protein, mitochondrial (gene Pdp). The transcript has 6 exons. The coding region runs from base 275 to 1711 and encodes 478 amino acids. NCBI's taxonomy places the organism in Eukaryota, Metazoa, Arthropoda, Insecta, Diptera, Calliphoridae. Gene Ontology annotation, cellular component: mitochondrion. Gene Ontology annotation, molecular function: [pyruvate dehydrogenase (acetyl-transferring)]-phosphatase activity. The record is from RefSeq and is a predicted model, not a curated record. Gene Ontology annotation, biological process: protein dephosphorylation.
AAUUGUCAAGGCAAUUUUCAUAGAAAUUUCAUUUCUUGGUUUUCCUCUUUCCGCAUUUUCAGCGAAUAAUAUGAUAAAUUAACUAAAUACAUAAUAUAUAUAAUAAAUAAAAGUCCAUGAGUUAGUGAGUAAACAAUUAAAUACAAAAAUAUAUAAACAAUUAUAUAAAUAGAACGCAAGGAAAAACGUAACUUUGAAUAAGGAGAUAUAAAGUGACCAGCAAACAAGAAAGAAUCCCUUAAAAGUGUAGAGAAGAAAUAAGCACAUUUUUUAGAUGUUAACAAUACUACUGCGUAACACAGUCCUUAAUGUACGACACAGGACAACAAGGACCGUGUGUGGCCAUGUCGAUGUUAAACGCAAUUUUUGCAUCUCUAUAAAGAGACCUGCACAAUUGCCUCAAUUGUCGCCGUAUGAUGUUAAUAUGAUUUUAAAAGAAAAUGAAUUUAUGUAUGUCAUUCCGGAGCAACAAAAUAGUACCAUACACAGCUAUGAAUCUAAUCAAGUGGCCUCCAAUAAACCUUGUGAAGAUUGUCGUACUGAAGGCAGUUUUUUGCAUAAAAAAGGUUUUAUUUGUGGCAUAUUUGAUGGCCAUGGUGGACCCGCCUGCUCUCAAGUUAUAUCCAAGCGUCUGUUGCGUUAUAUAGCAGCCUCCUUAGUGGAACGUAAAAUCUUAAAAGAACAAAUUGAUAAGGGUUGCGAUAGUCAAUCGUUUUUAAAGUGUCAUAAUGAUAAUGUGGAUUUUGUUAAAGAUAUUAAGGAUAUCUAUGAGGAAAGUUUUAGUAAAUACGUUAAAUCAUUAUCUAGUCAAGAAUUACAAGAUUUCUCAACAACUAUUGAAAAUGCCUUUCUCUCGUUGGACAAUGAUUUAUCGGAGGAGGCCUUGAAUAAUACAAAUAUGAGAACAAUGGCUGUGGCGAUGUCAGGUGCCGUAGCUUGUGUUGCUCACAUUGAAGGUCUUGAUAUACAUUUAGCUAGUACCGGCGAUUGCACAGCAGUUUUGGGAUCAGUAUGCCCGGAAACAGGCAGUUGGAUAUCGAAAAAACUUAAUCAGGAACACAACACCGAUAAUCAACAAGAAGUACAACGAAUAUUGCUGGAACAUCCCAAAGAGGAACAUGAUACAGCCAUACGAAAUGAUCGUUUACUCGGACAAUUGGCGCCCCUGCGUGCAAUGGGGGAUUUUCGCUAUAAAUGGUCAAAUGAAAUAAUGGAUAAAUAUGUAGUACCAGUAUUUGGCGAAAACGCAGUACCGCCUCACUAUCAUACACCGCCCUACCUGUCAGCGAAACCAGAUGUUGAACAUCACCGGCUAUCAGUCAACGAUAAAUUCCUUGUAAUAGGCAGUGAUGGUCUGUGGGAUUUUCUAACACCCUCACAAGUGGUGAGUUUGGUGGGUGAUCACUUAAAUUCGAAAAAAUCUCUAGAGCCAGUAAAAUUGCCAGCUGAUGAUGUGACUUUGCAGGAAAUUUCAAAUAUACUAGCCGAAAGGAAAGCUGGCAGAACCCGCAAGCCUUCUGAUCAAAAUUCCGCCACCCAUUUGAUACGUCAUGCCCUGGGCGGCACGGAGUAUGGCAUUGAACAUUCAAAAAUCGCUUACUAUUUAUCACUACCUCAGGAUGUUGUACGUCUCUAUCGUGAUGAUAUUACAAUUACCGUAAUCUAUUUUAAUACAGAUCGUAUUACUGAUUUACAUAAACAAUCAACAUAAUUGUUCUUUUUGUGAAAACUGCAAGAAUUAACAAACUAAAUUGUAUUUUUAUUUUUACUUUAAAUUUGGCAUUAAUUGGUAUUGUUUUAUUUUAUUAUUAUUUUAAGGCUAUAUUUUAUAAAUGUAUAUAUUUAUAGUUCAAUUAUUAUUAUUUUUUAACUUAGCGAUUUUUUGUGUUCAUUAUUUUUUUAAAUCGACUUCAUGUGUUCCAAAAUUUACCUGCAUUAUUUAGUUUAUCAUUAUUAGUUUUUUCUUUUUUUGUUUUGCUUAUGAUUUUUUAAGCAGUUUGUUUUUAGUUUUAGCUUUAACAUAAGCUGGCAUUAGUUUUUAAAUGUGCUUUUUUAUACAUCGAUAAAUAUAUGUAUAUCCACCCUUAGGAAUAACCCACACACAUUUUGCACAAAAAAACUCACUCACAAAUACUGUUUAUUGUAGCAGACAACAGUCAAUUGCCAAAAUAAGAAAAUACAAAUUAUAAUAAAUGUCCUGAACAAAAAAGCUAUUUAUACUAAUAAAUAGCAAAAAGAA